ACCUGAGCUGCUGCGAUGACAUGAGCCAACCAGCAUGGUGUCUACGGGGCUUAAAUCUCUGUGGAUAAUUGGAGGAAGAAACACUACACCACUAUCGAGAGAUGGAGAAUCAUUCUGAAGCCGGUUUCAGACCAGAGUCGACAUGGAGAGAAGAUUCGCUGCGACCUUCCUGCUUUUGCUACCUCUUCUGAGCGUCGACUGCGUCUCCAAUCAGAAAACCACAGUCUCCUGGUGUGUGCUAUCGGACGCCGAGGAGCAGAAGUGCCUGGAUUUAGCCGGCAAUGCCACGGCCAGGAAUGUGAGGGGAUCGCUGAUGUGUGUCCGCGGACUGAGCACCAGAGACUGCAUGGAGAAAAUCAAGAACGGCACAGCAGAUGCAGCUUCGAUGUUUGCAGAUGAUAUCUAUGCUGCGGGUCUCUGCCAUGGCCUGGCGCUUGCAGCAGGAGAGUCUCAUAAUGGAGUAGACGGAAUCAGCUACUAUGUGGUGGCAAUGGCCCGGCGCUCCUCUUCAGACCUGUCCUUGCUGGAGAUGCAUGAGCGCAGCUCCUGUCACCCCGGCAUCCGCACCACUGUGGGCUGGACGGUUCCCAUCGGCUACUUGGUGAACACGUCCCAAAUCAGCGUAGGAGAGCAGUGCAAUUUCCCCAAAGUGGUGGGGAACUUCUUUGGUUACAGCUGUGUGCCCGGCAUUAAGGAUCCUCUGCAUGAUCCCAGAGGCAACAACCCGAAGAACCUCUGCGAGGCUUGCAUAGGAGACGAGAACGACAGACACAUCUGUGCCAACAAUCACAGGGAGAGACAUUACGGAGAGGCAGGGGCCCUGAGGUGUGUUGCUGAGAACCUCGGUGAUGUUGCAUUUGUCAAACACACAACAGUCUUCGACAAUUCAGAUGGCAAGAAUCAGGAAUCCUGGGCCUUGGACUUGGAGCUGGACGACCUCAAGCUGCUGUGUCCGGACGGGACAGAGGCGGGUCUGGAUGAGUAUCUGCGGUGCCACCUGUCAGACAUCCCCGCCAACGGCGUCGUGGUGCGCGUGGAGGACAAGUGCCGCGUCUGGAAAUACCUGGAGCGUUUACAGAAUGUGUUUGGCAACGCCACCGAGGGCUUCAGCCUGUUCAGCUCGGCGGGCUACGGCCAAUCCGAUCUGCUGUUCAGCGACGCUACCCACCACCUGCAGAGAGUUCUGGGUAGUUACACCUCUUGGCUGGGCCCCAGUUACACCGCCAUACUGCAGGCCUUCGAGUGUGAGGGCUUCUGCUGAUGGAAGAGGGGGAAGAUACCCAGCGCAUCAACUUCCACCCCAUCCUGCUGUCUCCAAGCUAGUGUUCUGCCUUCCCGCCCUGCCAUCUGUGCCCCUCUGCUUUAACACCAUUUUCUUUUUUUUUUUCCUAUUGCUCUGCAUUUUAUAUUUGUUUUGUUCCUGAAUUUCGCCACCCAUCUCUCUCAUUUUAGUCAUUGUCCUUCACUAACUUGGUGUGUUGUCCAACAAAGCCAAAAACCGGCUAAUCAACUUUUAAAAACUCUGUAAAACAAGAUGGGGGGGGGGGGGGAGGGGAACAAAAUAUAACACAAUUGGGUAAAAAUACAUGAUAAUAAUGUAGAAUGUAAUAGUUAUGGUACCCGUGGUAAUUACAGAUGAUUUCUCUUCAUUUUUUAAAUCAAAAGUUCAAACAGUAACCAUUGAGUUUGACCCUCAGAAACCAUCUGAACACCUUAAAAACAUCCUGCCAAACUGUUUCACUCCUGUGUGUCUGCUGGGGAAUUACAGCCUUCUUAGUCCAAAGCUUCAGCACCACCACCCUCCCACCUCCUUCUCACAGGGUCCGCCUCUGGCACUGAACAACUGGGUGCUAUUAACGUUGACAUUAGGAGUCUCAGUUACUGUAUCAGUGUGUGUGUGUGUGUGUGUGUGUGUGUGUGUGUGUGUGUGUGUGUGUGGGAUUGAGAGAAGUACGCACUCUUUCCCACAGCCAUUAUUGCCCUAAUUGGCAGUAUGGUGUAUUUUAUAUCGCUGGUGUGUGACAGGAAGAAAUGUGUGUGUGUGUGUGUGUGUGUUUAUGUGUAGAGUUGCUUCUCUCCCAUGGCUUGUGUAGCUCGCCGUUUUGGAUCAGCGCUUUCUCACGUCUGGCAUGGUGGGCCGCACCGUGCCAGCACACUGUGUAUUGUAACGCUAUGCAAUUUGGAGGGAGAACGUUGAGGCUUGCGUCGCCUCUAUUGCCCCGUUAGGGAUUCUUGACUGAAAUAAAUUUUUUCAUUACUUCGCA
Messenger RNA from Poecilia latipinna (sailfin molly), 2264 nucleotides. RefSeq names its product otolith matrix protein (gene otomp). Gene Ontology annotation, cellular component: recycling endosome; early endosome; plasma membrane. The record is from RefSeq and is a predicted model, not a curated record. Lineage: Eukaryota; Metazoa; Chordata; Actinopteri; Cyprinodontiformes; Poeciliidae. Gene Ontology annotation, biological process: iron ion transport. The transcript is spliced from 10 exons. Bases 143 to 1261 code for a protein of 372 amino acids.